AUGGAAGCAACCGAUGCAACAGAAGUAACCUUGGAAUCAUUAUCCGCGGCGAGUUCACGUUCUCCAUCGAUAGAUGAACCUGAUCAUCCAUCAUCAGAGGAUCAACCAUUAUUACCGGAUGAAGAACGUACUUGUGAUUCAUUAAGUACUUAUGAUACUUAUGAAUCAUCCGGAGAGGAAGAAGUAGUAGUUUCAGGUUCAA
Molecule: messenger RNA, 202 nt
Organism: Racocetra fulgida
Lineage: Eukaryota; Fungi; Glomeromycota; Glomeromycetes; Diversisporales; Gigasporaceae
Source: the annotation of a GenBank genome assembly